ACGAAUUGUUUGAAUCUUGUCAAAGUCGUAUAUUGAUCCACUCCCCUUUUUAAUUUUUGGAGUGGUAUGAUUGGAUGAUUCGUUCCUUGAAGGAUAUUCUUAAUGGUCACGUUCUAUUUCAAUCUCCCUUUUGGCCUGACGAUGUCACAAUCUCAAAGGAGAACAAGUGGCUACUUCACAUUUUCUUCAUUUAAUGUGUGUUUUGCCUAUUUGGAUUCAUGACAAUGUUUCAUUGCUGACUUGCUGUGAAUGAAAUGCAAUGGCGCUCAUUCUUUUCGGAAUAAAUAAAACUUGAGCAAUUUAUGUACAGCGACUGAGGUAGGCAUUUCUCAUUAGUGCAAGCACUCAGUCAUAGGUGCGUAAUAAUGAAAAUAAUUAACUAUCUGUUGUUCCCGGUAACCAAUCUGGAUUAGUUGACACCAAAAUUAAAUAAUCAAAUGUUUUAAUUACUAAUUAGACAAAAUUAGAACGAAAAGAAUUAUUAUAAGAUUUUGAAUUAUAUUUUAUUCCAUCAUUUAGAAUCAGCUGCAUGAUACGAUGCAAUGUAUCUCCACGGUAACAGGGGCACAGCUAGUUUCAUAGCAGUUACGAUGCAAUAUAUCUCCACGGCAACAAUGCAGAUUCAGUGGAAUGGCGGCCUGACAAACGCAUUUACCCCAUCGCAGGGACUUCGAUAGGGGUGUCCACUCUCGCCGUAUAUUUUUACCCUUUGCCUGGAGCGUCUAAACCAGCUGAUUAAGAUGGGGUAACAGGGGGUUCAUGGAAGCCGAUCAGAUUGUCUAGUAAUGGCCCGCUACUGUCACGCCUCUUUUUUUGCAUAUGAUUUGAUCCUUUUUGGCGAGGCCUCUCUGGAGCAGGUAGCAGUUAUACUCAAGUGCUUUGAGCAGUUUGGUGCGGCGUCAGGACAACAAAUAAGCAAACCGAAAUCUCGCGUUUACUUCUCGCAUAAUGUGACGGCAGCUAGCAGCCAGGGUCUAAGCUCUGCUCUAGGGAUCCCCUCAACGAAUAAUCUGGGUAGGUACCUGGGAAAUCUGGUUAUUCAUGAUCGGGUGUCAAAGAAUACUUUCACAACUCUAAUUGAUAAGAUUGAUGCUAGACUGGCUAGGUGGAAGGCGGGGAGUAUGUCCCUGGCAGGGCGGAUUACACUAGCUCAAGCUAUACUAUCUUGUCUCCCAGCUUAGACUAUGCAGACGACCCUGCUACCAGCAAGUGUCUGGGAUUAUAUAGAUAGGAAGAUCCGAGCUUUUGUAUGGGGAAGCACAGAAGCAGGGAGGAAGAUUCACCUCAUUGACUAGGAGACAAUCUGCAGACUGAAAGAUGAGGGAGGGUUGGGUCUUCGCAGUGCAGAGAGAAUGAACGAGGCUUUUAUGAUGAAAAUCUUAUGGAGACUGAUGACGGAGACAAAGAGUUUUUGGGUCCGGGUGAUCAGAGCUAAAUACAUGUCGCAAACAGUUGAUGGUUAUGUCCCACGAAGAACGGGUAGGCUAUCGAACUUGUGGAGGGGUGUGAUAAGAGUGAUGCACUUGAUUCCGGAGGCAACUUUGUGGACGGUUCAAAUUGGAGGGAAGACGUUGUUUUGGCAUGAUCGGUGGCUGUAGGAUGCCCCCCCCUCCCCCCCCCCCCCCCCCCCCCCCCCCCCCGGGCGGAGCAUGUAGGUGAUCUACCGGAGAAGGCGAGUAGCUUGAAAGUGGCCGAACUGAGCCGUAAUGGGGAAUGGAUUGUAGCGUAUAUGAGGGCCUUUCUACCAGAGAGUGUGGUGGCUCAAAUUCAACUUCACCCUGUACCCAACGGAACAAAGAAUGAUAUUCCUAUUUGGAGACUUACGCCGAACGGAAAGUUCAGUCUGAAGACGGCCUAUGAACUUACGGAUGAGGAGGAAAGACCGAGGGCAAGCACCCAGUGUGGCGAGCGGUUUGGAGGAUCCCGGCUAUGCAAAGAAUUCGUACUUUCUUCUGGCUACUUGUGCAUGAUAGGCUGCUUACAAACUGUGAAUGUGCUCGUCGACACCUGAGCUCGUAAAAAACGUGCCCUAUUUGUGAUUAUGAGAAGGAGAACUCCCUUCAUGUGGUGCAAGAAUGCUCCUUGGCCAGAGCUGUAUGUGCGGAACUACUAGGGGACGAACCUGAUGAAGUGUUUUUCCAGCAAGAUAGAAUAAAGUGGUCUCUUCAUUAUCUCAUGGGGCGAAGCAAGGAAGUGAACCCCACAAUGUUUGCUAGCAUCUGCUGGCUACUGUGGAAAAACAGGAACAAACACGUGUUUGAAAAAGUUAUAAAUUCCCCGGACGUGAUCAGGAGACAGGCGGCAAACUUAAUCCAGCGGAUCGAGGCAGCUUCUUCGGCGCGGGUUCUGGGAACUGAUGCUACACUGCGUAGACACAGACAAGAAAUCAAGUGGGAACAUCCUUCGCAAGGCUGGGUCGCUCUGAAUUCGGACGGAUCGGUAGUUAAUGGACAAGCUGCAGUGGGAGGUGUAUUAAGGGACGAGAAUGGGCGGCUAAUAAGGGCUUUCUCUAUGAAGUUGGGCGAAGUAUCCAUUACGAGAUCUGAGCUGGAGGGAAUAGUGAAGGGAUUACAGGUAGCGUGGAACGAGGGACUCAGGUGCAUCAUCGUACAAACGGACUCGCAGACUGCCAUCAAACUCAUCAAGGAAGCCGAGAACCGGCAUCCCCACUUCCUUUUAGUGCAGGAAGCUCGCCGGCUGCUGGCACUUGAUUGGCAGGUUCAGCUGCUACAUGUUUAUAGAGAAGGCAACUUUGUUACCGAUUACUUGGCCUCGGCAGGUCACAAGGUUCAGCAGGGGAUCCACUUUCUUGAAGAGCCGGACCCAAUGUUAAAGUACUGGCUGUAUUUUGAUUUGAUUGGGGUGGAAACGCCUCGAAUGGUUGUUAGUUAACGGUUGGGGUGCCCGUCGCACUCCGUUUUUUCACAAAAAAAAAAAAAUCAGCCGCAUGCUGUUGUUAUGGUUGAAUUGUUUUUUAUAAAAAUACAAAAAUUAAAAAGGUAUAGAGAUAAUGUAAUGUUAAUCAUAUAAAAAAGAGAUAAUGUAAUGUGGGGUUGGCCAUUAGCAUUUAGCCAUAGGCAAAUUUGACUAUGGGUACUUCAGUUGAUAUGUGGGGGAUGGAUGCCCGUUAGGGAUGGCAACAAAACCCGAACUCACGGGUACCCAACCGAUCCAAUCCGGUCAAUGUGGGCAAAACCCGAGUUGAUGGAUUUUGGGCAAGGUUCGGGUUUAAACCCGAUAAACUAUUAAGCGAGUU
This is a messenger RNA of Linum trigynum, 3256 nucleotides long. The record is from the annotation of a GenBank genome assembly. Lineage: Eukaryota; Viridiplantae; Streptophyta; Magnoliopsida; Malpighiales; Linaceae.